AAGACAGGGACGUCUGUUGUUCAUCCACAAGAAUGUCGUCUCUUUGUGCCCUCGUCCUAACUCUUGGCGUCCUUGCUAGAGCCUCAGGUAUCACAGUUGAUGACCUCCAGCCGGUAGCGUUCGCCUACAGAACAGUGGACGGCAACAGCGUCACAUACAUGUGCUACGACGGCUACGUCCACACCGCUGGCAACACCGCAGUGACAGUGGGCUCCGACUGGGAUUACGUGCUGCCUGUUUGCUCCAACGCAUCUCGGAAUCUGAACGAACCAGAGUCUGUCAUCUACGACCAGAAUGGAACGUGUGAUGCCGCCCAGACUGUCCAAGUCUAUCUGGGAAUCGGGAGCUGGGAGAUUCAUGGCUUGUCUUUCACUACGAACUUCGCCAGCUCAGACACCCAGAAAAUAGCUGUCAAUGCGACUGUCGCGGAUACAUCAGUGGGAACCAUCUCGUUGUGUGGUAAUACUGAAUCCGCUACGCUGGUAAAGGUCAGCAUCCGAUGCAGUGGAAACGGGAUCAUCCCCGUGGGUAACAUCAUCAUCAUCUCUGUUACUUAUCCGACAGUGCCAACGGCAACUGUAUGUGACAUAAUGGUGUAUGGCCGACAGAUCCUCCCAUCAGCAGCACAGUGUGAAAAUCCGCCAACCCUUUACGGACUUCGCUUGGAAUCCCUGACUUUCUAUUCGGACUCAAGUAGGGCUGUAUAUACCUGUGAAGAGGGAUUCUAUCACCAGUCUGGGGCGGGUGACGCCGACUGCAGCAGUAAUGGCACGUGGUCUCUCCCCUCUAUCAAAUGUUCCAACGAGGACAACAUUAUCAGCAACGGCACUAAUCCGUAUGUGGCGAAGAACUCGUCUACCUGCCCACAAGAAUCAGUAAUCUUUGAGUUUGUCAAUACAACGAGCUACGAAGUGGCCAGCGUAACGAUCUUCUUCAACGAAUCCGUGACGUCAGAUUUCACAGUCGAGGCCGAAGUGGUUGACAUCAAGCAGACCCCGACAUCGAGCAGUGCGUGUGCAUCCGAUACAUUGAGAACGUCACCCUCUACCACCUCACUCCCCAAACCUAUCACUCUCUACUGUGAAACAUUUCCCGUUGGUCAGUUCCUAAGUCUCAAGUUCAACAGCUCCAUACCUCAGGCCCUGGUGGAGGUGCGCGCCACUGGACGACAAUACACGGACGCCCUGGAGUGUAUGCAGACGAAGGAAGGCUGGGACUACAAGGGCAAGGUCAACAUUUCAGUGUCGGGGUCACCCUGCCAGCGGUGGGACAGUCUGCCAUCCUCCCAGGCCAUCCCUGAUGCAAUGUUCAGUGCAGGUGCACCAGAGAACUACUGCCGCUCGCCAGCAGGAUCCGAAUCUGUGACGGGCACAGUUGUCCGCCCUUGGUGUUACAUAAACAUCAUCAAUGUCACGUGGGAAUACUGCCCGAUUGGAAAAUGCAAUCAUGGCUGCGUGGUGGACUCUCUUAGCAUGAACUACAGGGGGAGGCUUGAUGUUACAACGUCCAACAAGAAGUGUCUGUCAUGGAAAAAGGAAGCAGUGCCAUUCCAGAUGCCCUCCACAUUCCCCGACGGUUCUAUGGAUCACAAAGUCUGUCGUAACCCUGGCGAGUCCUUGACGAAGCCCUGGUGCUAUACAAGCCUUAGACCCCCUACAGCUGAAGUAUGUGACGUCGACACAUGUCCGACAUCGCUGCCAGCCGUGACGACAGGGGAGGUGUACUUCAAACGGCCAAGCUCCGUCAUUGCCAACAUCCUCGAGUGUUUCUACUGGAACGGGGACGGGGCUAGACCGUGGGACGCGCAGAGAUGGGCUUUGGACAUGGGCGUCGUGGUUCUGUAUACACACUUCUGUGAAGCACAGCGACCACUGACGUUCAUGUGCAUUGAGAAAAAUGGAGCAACAGUCCAGUGGACGUACGGCAGCACGGGGUGUGUUAACUGUGUACACGUUCCCGUGACUCCAGUUUCACAGGCCAAAUCAUCCGUGUCAUAUGAAAAGGGCGUGGCCACCUACACCUGCGACAAUCCUGCUGACAUGGAGAUGAUAGGGCCGGCCACCGUGAAUUGCAUCGACGGGCAGUGGGAACCACCCAGACUGGAAUGCAAACCUAGAAAUGUUGCCCUUAACAAAACGACCAAGCAGGACAGCACUUUUGAACAGUAUGACGCUUCCAGAGCCGUGGAUGACAAUCUUGGUGUGUCCAUGGGCAAAGGAGGGUGCAGUCACACCUUACCUUCACAGUUGUCCAACGUAACGUGGUGGCAAGUGGACUUAGAGGAUCUCUACAACAUCACCACGGUAGAGCUCACCAGCAGAGGGGAUUGUUGCGGGGAAAGGUUGGGCAACUUCACAGUUACAAUGCACACGGCUGACCCCGAGACAAGCGAUGCUCAUGACCUGUGUUUGUAUCACCCUGGUUUCUUUGGAAAUGGAACAACGAAAUCUCUCCCCUGUGACCAGCCGACAGUGGGGCGUUAUGUCAAGAUUACGCAGUACCCUCGGGCAUCAGAACUGUAUCCCCUCCAACUCUGUAACGUCAGCAUAAGGGGCCUACCCGCUCAAGAUGUUACCAAGACAGCGCCAACAACUUCAACUGCAACAACAGCAACCACAGAUGUAACCACGACAGCACCAACAACUUCAACUGCAACAACAGCAACCACAGAUGUAACCACGACAGCACCAACAACUUCAACUGCAACAACAGCAACCACAGAUGUAACCACGACAGCGCCAACAACUUCAACUGCAACAACAGCAACCACAGAUGUAACCACGACCGUAACAACAACAACUACACCAACUCCCAUGACCACAACUACAACUACACCAACGACCACUUCGUACAACCCUUUCCCAAAGCGCAAGGUUGUGGAGAAGUGUACGUGUAGAUGCAAGGACAAGUCCCGCCCUUCGGACACUAAGCAGGUGAAGGAAGCGGCGCAGGCGAUCCAGAAGGAGCUGAAAGUCGAGACAAAGACUUUGAGCAAGUCUGUCCAAAAGAAGGCGAGCUCCAAGGACAAGCGGUCUUCCUCCACCAACAUGGGCUAUCUGGCUAUAUCUCUUAUGUGUGUUGUGUUCGGAGCAAUGGUCGUACCAGACGUGGCGAGUCUGGUCACAGCCGUAUACAACACGAUAAAGGGAGUAUGAUACCGCGGUAUUGUACCUGAUCACUCCCAGACAUAUACACAACAUCAGGACUGUAUGAUACCGCGGUACUGUACCUAAUCACUCUCAGACAUAUACACAACAUCAGGACUGUAUGAUACCGCGGUAUUGUACCUGAUCACUCUCAGACAUACACAAAAUCAGGGUUGUAUGAUACCGCGGUAUUGUACCUGAUGACUCUCAGACAUACACAAAAUCAGGGCUGUGUGAUACCGCGGUAUUGUACCUUAUCACUCUCAGACAUACACAAAAUCAGGGCUGUAUGAUACCGCGGUAUUGUACCUUAUCACUCCCAGACAUAUACAACAUCAGGACUGUAUGAUACCGCGGUGCUGUACCUUAUCACUCUCAGACAUACACAACAUCAGGACUGUAAGAUACUGCGGUACUGUACCUAAUCACUCCCAGACAUAUACAACAUCAGGACUUUAUGAUACCGCGGUAUUGUACCUAAUCACUCUCAGACAUACACAAAAUCAGGGCUGUAUUAUACCGCGGUAUUGUACCUGAUCACUCCCAGACAUAACACAACAUCAGGACUGUAUUUUACCACGGCAUUGUACCUGAUCACUCUCAGACAUAUACAAAAUCAGGGCUGUAUUAUACCGCGGUAUUGUACCUGAUCACUCUCAGACAUAUACAACAUCAGGACUGUAUUAUACCGCGGUAUUGUACCUUAUCACUCACAGACAUAUACAAAAUCAGGGCUGUAUUAUACCGCGGUAUUGUACCUGAUCACUCUCAGACAUAUACAACAUCAGGAAUGUAUUAUACCGCGGUAUUGUACCUGGCCACUCUCAGACAUAUACAACAUCAGGACUGUAUUAUACCGCGGUAUUGUACCUGAUCACUCAAAGACAUAUACAAAAUCAGGGCUGUAUUAUACCACGGUAUUGUACCUGAUCACUCAAAGACAUAUACAAAAUCAGGGCUGUAUCAUACCGCGGUAUUGUACCUGAUCACUCUCAGACAUAUACAAAAUUAGGGCUGUAUGAUACCGGGGUAUUGUACCUGGACACUCUUAGACAUAUACACAACAUCAGGACUGUAUGAUACCGCGGUAUUGCACCUGAUCACUCCCACACUUAUACAAAAUCAGGGCUGUAUGAUACCGCGGUAUUGUACCUGAUCACUCCCACAUAUAUACAAAAUCAGGGCUGUAUGAUACCGCGGUAUUGUACCUGAUCACUCCCAGACAGUUACAAAAUCAGGACUGUAUUAUACCGCGGUAUUGUACCUUAUCACUCUCAGACAUACACAACAUCAGGACUGUAUUAUACCACGGUAUUGUACCUGAUCACUCCCAGACAUACACAAAAUCAGGGCUGUAUAAUACCGCGGUAUUGUACCUGAUCGCUCUCAGACAUACACAACAUCAGGACUGUAUGAUACCGCGGUAUUGUACCUUAUCACUCUCAGACAUAUACACAACAUCAGGACUGUAUGAUACCGUGGUAUUGUACCUGAUCACUCACAGACAUACAGACAUACACAACAUUAUGACUGUAUGAUAAUAAUUAAAUUGUUCCCGAAAAUACUUGAAAAAAAAUCAUUAUCCUUCAGACUAUUGAAAAAAAACAGAAAUUGACUGCCACAAAAAUCACAUUGUUGCAAGGUGUUUUUCUUUUCCUAUUUUUAAAUGUAGCUGUAGCCGUAAAUAUAUUUAAUCUCGAUAAAGAAUAUUGAAUGGUCGUUCCC
This is a messenger RNA of Haliotis rufescens (red abalone), 4871 nucleotides long. RefSeq lists its product as uncharacterized. The record is from RefSeq and is a predicted model, not a curated record. Lineage: Eukaryota; Metazoa; Mollusca; Gastropoda; Lepetellida; Haliotidae. The transcript has 15 exons. The coding region runs from base 33 to 3155 and encodes 1040 amino acids.